UAUGGCCAUAGUGGCGGAUUUAUCAAUUGGAAGAGUUAUUUCUGAUUUUAUUGUUCUACUUUGUUUAGCUGUUCCUCUUUUGAUUUUUGAAUUGUUGGGCGAGCCAAAUAAACGUGGUUUUUAUUGUGAUGACGAAUCAAUUAGGUACCCAUACAGAACUUCUACUGUUAGUCGUCAGUUGCUUAUCGUUAUUGGGCUUCUCAUUCCUACUUGUCUGAUUUUCUUGACAGAAAUUCUCCGUACUUUGGUUUGGGAAAAACAAUCUGCCCAUCAAUUAUGUACUUUUAAAUAUAGAGCACAUAAUGUUCAUAGGAUGGUUGUUCGACUUUACGUUUUCAUGGGUUAUUUUCUACUUGGUGUUUGUUUUAAUCAACUAAUGGUGGACAUUGCAAAGUACACAAUCGGUCGCCAACGGCCGCACUUUAUGGAAAUUUGUUUGCCUAUUACUGAGGUAAAACUUAAUGGCAUCGGUGGAGAAAUUAGUAAAGUGUCCAAAGAUUUUCGAACAAAUUGUCCAUCUGAUGAGCAUACUUAUAUUACUGACUUCAAAUGUAGUGGGAAAGAAGUCGAUUUAAUUAAAGAAGCGCAACUAUCUUUUUAUUCAGGACAUUCCGCCUUUUCUUUUUAUGCAGCCUGGUACACAUCGCUUUAUUUACAAGCUCGUUGUUAUCGACCGUUAGGUAGUCAACUAGUUCUCCCAGCUGUCCAGUUCUUUCUUUUUUGUGGCGCUUCUUUCGUUGCUUAUAGCAGGGUGAGUGAUUACAAACAUCACUGGUCAGAUGUCCUUGUUGGUGUACUUAUCGGUUCUGCAAUUGGCAUAAUUAAUGCUUUAUUUAUUGCUGAAGUUUUUCAACGCCGUGAAGUACCAGAAGAGUUUGUUCAUAAAAGACGACUUAUUGGCAAAUAUGCAUUCAGACAAAAUGAUGUUGAAUUGGGUAAUAUGAUAGAGCAACGUCCAACCGACCUUAAAUCUUCUGAAAUGGACAAACAACUACCGCAGCGUAUUCAUAAUGUACCAAUUAGAGUUAUUUCAUCUAAUGAAGGAAAUGGGAUAUAAGUGUUUGAAUCUUGAUAUUGACUUACCUAUUUUACAAGUUUAUAUAUAUAUUGCUUGCCGUUUUAAUUUACCCAUUAUUGCUUAUGAAAAAAGUAACUUUAUUUUUUUAUUAACGUAUUUUGUUUCUACCUUGUUAACCAUUUUUCGAGGGGCUCAGAUAUGUGCGGAUUUUUCCUCCUUUGUGGUUUUUUAUAGGAUUAUUUUUAAAAAUGCUGAUUUUUGUGGUCCUUUGAAGAUUGAGGAUUUUUUAUAUUUUCUUUUAAUUUUUAGUAUA
Meloidogyne enterolobii is the source of this 1331-nucleotide messenger RNA. NCBI's taxonomy places the organism in Eukaryota, Metazoa, Nematoda, Chromadorea, Rhabditida, Meloidogynidae. The record is from the annotation of a GenBank genome assembly.